Molecule: messenger RNA, 1095 nt
Organism: Colletotrichum phormii
Lineage: Eukaryota; Fungi; Ascomycota; Sordariomycetes; Glomerellales; Glomerellaceae
Product: phosphorylcholine phosphatase
Exons: 1
Coding region: 1-1095 (364 amino acids)
Source: RefSeq, a predicted model, not a curated record
AUGAAGACCUCUAUGAACCCCAUCGUUGCCUCGCUCGGGCUGGCCAUCGCCCGUGGCGUCGCGAAUGCCGCUCCGUCGGUCUACGCCUCCAACCACACUGCCGGUCCCGAGUUGAAGCACUGGCCGGCCGAGGCGGCCAAAGCCCUCAACACCAUGAUCGCGGCCAACGCCAACCAGAGCCAAUACGCCGUCUUUGAUAUGGACAACACCAGCUACCGCUACGAUCUCGAGGAGUCGCUACUGCCGUACCUCGAGAGCAUUGGUGUCCUCACUCGUGACACCAUGGACCCGAUCCUGAAGCUCAUCCCGUUCAAAGACACGGCAAACCACACCGAGACGUUGUACAGCUACUACCUCCGUCUGUGCGACAUCGACGAUAAUGUUUGCUACCCGUGGGCUGCCCAGAUCUGGAGCGAUAUUCCCUUGAGGGAGCUGAAGGGGCACGUGGACGAUCUCAUGGCCCUGAACCGUACCAUCCCGACCACGUACUAUGAGGGCGACGUUAUCACCCCUACCGAGAUCAACCCUCCCAAGAUCUUUACCGGCCAGGUUGAGCUCUACAACAAGCUGAUGAAUAACGGCAUCGAGGUCUACGUCAUCACCGCCUCUGCUGAAGAGCUGGUCCGAAUGGUCGCUGCUGACCCUAAUUACGGCUACAACGUCAAGCCUGAGAACAUCAUCGGUGUCACCAGCCUCAUGAAAAACCUGACCUCCGGGGACCUCACUACUAGCCGCAAGCAGAUCGAUGACGGCACCUACGACGAGGAGGCCAACCUCGACCUCGUGAUCACUCCCUACCUCUGGACUCCUGCUACCUGGAAGCAGGGCAAGUGGGCGGCUAUCCUCACUUACAUCAACGAGUGGCAGGGACCUAUCCUGGCUGGUGGUGAUACCCCUGCCAGUGACGGCCCCAUGAUCUUCCACGGCGUCAACGUUGCCAAGGGCGGUAUUCACCUCUGGAUCAACCGCAAAGACAGCGUCAUGGCGACCAUGAACGAGAUGAUUGUGAACAACACUGCUGCCCAGAAGGCGAACAACCUUCCCGUCACCGCGGACAAGAACUGGGUUAUUGUUACUCCCACCGAGAUUCAGUAA